AUGCGCGCUACGACGAGAUGUCUGGCGAAGGGCUUCUGGGGCCGCAGCAUCGACGAGUUCAAGCGUCUCUCCAACAUUGCAUUAAAACUAGAAGGCAUCAAAGGCCCCCAAGGCCCGAAACCCCUGCACGACUUCCACAGCCCCGACUCGAUCCGCGACUGCAAGCUCAUGUGCGACGUCGACAUGGGCGGCUACUCCAAAGCAUCUCUCGACUGGGUACCCGAGGAUAAGACCAAUCGCGUCCACCUCCCUGCGCACGCCCACUUCCACGGUACUAUCUCGACGGCCCUGCCACCUCAUAGGCCCGAGAUCCAGCGGUCCGGCUUCGCCGCCUGGCGCACCCUCGACAAGGCACCCACCAUCUUUGGCCGUACGCUGUGGGACAUUGACAUGUAUACGUACCUGGCGCUGCGGGUCAAGUCAGACGGGCGGAGCUACUUCGUCAACGUGCAGACGGAGAGUGUGGUGCCUACGGACCUGCACCAGCACCGCUUAUUUGCGAAGCGUCCGGGCGAGUGGGAGACGGUGCUCAUCAAGUGGAACGAUUUCGUGCGGACCAACCACGGCUUCGUCAUUGAGCCUCAGACCGAGAUGCUGAGGCAGAAGGUGAAAAGCGUUGGUGUGGGUUUGACGGAUCGCGUGCCUGGCCCCUUCGAAUUGUUCAUUGAGAGGAUAUGGGCAACCAAUAAUUUGAAUGAGGCAGAUAGUCCUCCGAGUGAGGUUGAGCCGGUGCAGCAAGGUCAAUUGAGGAAUAAAGAAGGAAAGCAAAUCAAGUGGAGUGAAAGUUGA
Pseudomassariella vexata is the source of this 789-nucleotide messenger RNA. RefSeq names its product complex I intermediate-associated protein 30. Gene Ontology annotation, biological process: mitochondrial respiratory chain complex I assembly; mitochondrial electron transport, NADH to ubiquinone. The record is from RefSeq and is a predicted model, not a curated record. Gene Ontology annotation, cellular component: mitochondrion. The transcript is spliced from 2 exons. Bases 1 to 789 code for a protein of 262 amino acids. NCBI's taxonomy places the organism in Eukaryota, Fungi, Ascomycota, Sordariomycetes, Amphisphaeriales, Pseudomassariaceae.